This is a messenger RNA of Spirometra erinaceieuropaei, 1489 nucleotides long. NCBI's taxonomy places the organism in Eukaryota, Metazoa, Platyhelminthes, Cestoda, Diphyllobothriidea, Diphyllobothriidae. The record is from the annotation of a GenBank genome assembly.
AUGAUCUUCUUCGUCCGCCAGCUGCAAGAGAAUAGCCAGGAAGUUCGGAUUGACCCCAACAUGAUUUCCUUUGACUUAACGAAAGCCUUCGGCACGGUGAAUCGCGAUGUACUACGGGAAAUUAUGCAGACAUUCGGCAAGCCAAAGCGAUUCACGCACAUGGUACCUCAGCUCCACGAAGGGAUGAUGGCGCGCGUCAUAGACAACGCAACAGUCUUUGAGGCGUUUGAGGUAACCAACGGGGUGAAUCAGGACUGCGUACUCGUCCCAAACCUCUUCAGCCUCAUGUGCUCUGUUAUUUUGGUGGACGCCCACCGUGAUGAACGCCCCGGGAUUCGCAUUGCCCAAGGGACUGGCGAUCAUCUUCUAACAGCCGGUGCGUGCAGGCCCCAAUGCACCCCUCUGCGACUACUAUCUAAGACCUGCUCUUCGCUGACAACUUCGCGCCCAAAAUCGUGACAGACGCCGACAUGCAACGGAGCAUGGAUCCCUUCAUGUCCGGUUGCGCCAGCUUCGAGCUGCCCAUCAGCAUGACAAAACGGUGGUCAUACACCAGUCUCCACCCAAAACUGCAUACAAUGUUCCUCACAUCUAUUUGAACGGCACCAGCUGAAGACCGUGGACAACCUCGCCCACCUAGGCAGUACACUCUCAAGCUGCGUCGAACUCGACGCCUAACUGGCCCACCGGAUCUCUAAAGCCAUCCAAGCUUUCGGCCGCCUGCAGAACUCCGUAUGGAAUCGCCACGGUCUCCACCUGAACACCAGAAUGAAGAUAUACUAAACGGCCGUAUUGACAACUUUACUAUAUGGCGCAGAGAUUUAGACAGUCUGCGAAAAACGACCGCGGAAAUUUAAUCACUUCCACCUCAGUUGUCUCCACCAGAUACUCAAGCUGAGGUGGCAGGGCGGGAUCCCGGACACGGAAGUUCUAGAAAAAACUGGAAUCCUCAGCAUCCAUGUCAUGCUGAGGCAACUGCAAUUAUUAUGAAGCGCACGCUUUAUGAGGGUUGACGACGUUCGCCUGCCAAAACUAUUGUUCAUACAGAGGUGUCACCAAGGGUGCUCGCCGACAAGGAGGUCGUAUGCGCCGUUACAAGGACACCUAAAAGAAUUCCCUAGAGCGGCUACAGAUAAACCCGAAGAUUUGGAAAGACCUCACACUGGACCGACCGGCCUGGAGAAGGACAGUGAAGAGUGGAGCAGCCGUUUAUGAAGUCAGCUGGAUCGCCGCUACGAAGCCAAAGGCGGAGCUCGUAAGUCUCAGGCACCCCUGACCAGCAACGCCAACCCCUCCCAACAUGCCCGUGCUGCAAACGGAUAUUCGCGUGCCAAUCUGCCUUAUUAAACAUCUUCGGACUCAAAACACAAACCUGACAACCGCAACAGCUGCCUUUUCAAUGACCCUUGCUCAAACUCUCACGGCGUCCACUAUGACGACGUCCUCAGCAAUACUCGACAAUGCUUAGCCCCGCCGCCACCUCCACCGU